Manihot esculenta (cassava) is the source of this 1216-nucleotide messenger RNA. RefSeq lists its product as uncharacterized. The coding region runs from base 622 to 1014 and encodes 130 amino acids. The record is from RefSeq and is a predicted model, not a curated record. The transcript has 2 exons. Lineage: Eukaryota; Viridiplantae; Streptophyta; Magnoliopsida; Malpighiales; Euphorbiaceae.
GCGUGUGUGGCACCCUAAAUAGAAGACUUAAGUAGAAUAGUUAACCAAUCACUAUUUUAUUUAUCAUUCUACAUGAAUACCCUGCAGUUGCUUGAUGAUUUCAUCUUUUAUUUGCGCCUGCAUGAUUGUAUUCCAUUGCUGGCCACAAAGUAUAUAAUCACUCUAGCUUUUUUUUGAAAUUUUUAUUUUAUGAAAGAUGUGCUUCUUUGCAUUAAUGGGAAUUGUAGAAAUACAAUAGAAUUUUGUGCUCUCCAAGAUAAAGUAAAUAAAGUAUCAAACAUGUAAAUCUUAUUGUGGAACCAAAUAAACACUAUAUUUUGUUUCCUCUUUAUACUGUGAUUUUAUGAUUGUGUGCGACUUAUGCUUGUUAACAAUUACUGAAGCAGACAUGCAAACAAUCCGACAUUUCGGUGUGCACUAGGAUGGAAUUGUUCAUUUCUCAGUCACUACUUAGUAAGUACCACCACUCACUUUCCCAUGUUAAUUAUUUAAAAUAACAAGUAGACACUUGCAAAUUAAAGUUUACAACUCCAAAGAAACUUGGAAAUUCUCUCCUUUACAAGAAGAUACCACAGUUAUACCAUAACACAAGUGAGAAGAAUAGCAAGUGAUAAGUGAAAAAUGAAUCAAAGAGAGCUACUACAAUUCAGAACACCCCAACAUCCUUCUCAAGGAACCAACAGCUGGGGUGGAGCUUCUCCUUUGCUAGCAAGAAACAUCCCCAAGGAGUCACUUGAUCAAAGAUACUCAAGGCUCAACACUGUUCGUAUUCGCGACGAGAUCUUUCCGUAUCAGGCCGAUGAGCUCUACUUCUCGCCUCAGGUUCAUGCAUCUCCAUACCAAUUUCCUCCCAACCCAAGUCGCAGCAGCAGAAGAGGGCUCCUUUUCAGGUUAAAGUUUCCACGGAAGGAGAGAACUGUUAGCUUAGGUUCAAAUUCAAAGAAGAGAUGGUUUCCUAGGUGGGAUCCUAAAAACAGGUGGCCUCAAGUGUUAUAUGAUGCAUGCAUAAGUUGAAGCAAUAGUUUCAUGGAAGACAAGUCGAGGAAGAAAAGGAGAAGAAGGGAGUCUUAUCUAUCCACUUUGAAGCAAACAAUCCUAAUAAUUGGUAUUGUUUCUUAAGAUCAAAAUGGACUUCUAAUUCUUAUCUGUAUUUUUUAUGACAAUUCAAGCUUUUUUUUAUUAUUUUUUUUAAUUGAAUCCUCUCAAAAAUGCUACA